AUGUCUUCCACAAGAAAGAGCACUAAGAGAACACGCCCAGAGCAGCAAUCGCUCAAGAAGCAACCAACCAACGCCAAACUCCACGAAGAUCUGGAAGAUCUCAAUGUUUCCAGUGAUCUCAAGGGAAUCAGAGAGAAAGCGCAUGAGGAUGGACGGAAGAAGAAAGAAGAAAGCAUCUCCAGUGUUUCCACUGAGGUAAAGUCAAAGAUUGAUGAGUUGAAGUCUAAACUCGAUAAAGAAAGGCAAAACUUUACCAAAGCACUUACAAAGAGUUCGAAGGAGUGUGAAAGUAUCUUGAAGGACGAAGCUGCCAAGUUUGAGGAGCUUCAUCAUAAGUUCAUGAAAGAAGAAGCUGAUAAUAUACAGGGUCUGAAAGACACUGUUUUCAAGUUCGAGGAGGACAAAGAGAGGCUCUAUAUGCGAUAUGAACAACUAAGGAAGAAGGAGAAGACAAUGAUAUCGGACCAGGAGAAGUUCUGCACUGAAAUGCUUGCUCAAUUGAUAGAGUCGCUGAAGAAAAAGAAACGGGAUGACAAAACUUUCAGUAUAUUGAGAAAAAGUCUCGGCUCUUUCAUGGAGGAUGAAGCUUCUGAUGAAGAGUUCCCACCUGAUGAGUAA
Eruca vesicaria subsp. sativa (arugula) is the source of this 618-nucleotide messenger RNA. Lineage: Eukaryota; Viridiplantae; Streptophyta; Magnoliopsida; Brassicales; Brassicaceae. The record is from the annotation of a GenBank genome assembly.